Molecule: messenger RNA, 2183 nt
Organism: Malus domestica (apple)
Lineage: Eukaryota; Viridiplantae; Streptophyta; Magnoliopsida; Rosales; Rosaceae
Cellular component (GO): chloroplast envelope
Source: RefSeq, a predicted model, not a curated record
CGAUAAGAGUCCAACAGGUUCAAUUCGAAGCUCUGCAAAUUCUGAGCCACUCGCCAAGAGUUCCAUGGCCACAACAACUUAGCAAAAACCCACACAACUUCCGAACCAAAAUUCAAUCCGUCAAUGGCGUCGAUUGCCACCUGCUUCACGCUUCCGCAGAAGCCCCACUGUCCUCGCCGUCGCAUCUUCAAAUCCUCACUCCUCCCCAACCCUCCCAGAACCUUCCGUCUCCACCCGACGCCCGUUUUCCCCGGAUUUGGCGCCAAGUUUCGGGAAUCUAGGGGUUUGGUGUCGGCGGUGAAGUCGAGCCUCGACGCCGCCAGCGCUGCAAUCAGGCCCGGCGGAGCUGUGGAGAGCGAUAAGUUGCCUUCGGAUGUGAGGAAGCGAGCGAUGGAAGCUGUGGACGCUUGUGGAGGGAGAGUGACGAUUGGUGACGUGGCUGGCCGGGCUGGGCUCAAGCUUAACGAAGCUCAGAACGCUCUGCAAGCCCUCGCUGCUGACACUGAAGGAUUCUUGGAGGUUUCGGAUGAAGGCGACGUGCUCUACGUUUUCCCCAAGGAUUAUCGGGCGAAGCUUUUAGGAAAAUCGCUUAGAAUGAGAGUUGAGCCUGUGCUUGAGAAGGCAAAGGCUGGGGUUGAGUAUGUAGCGAGGGUUUCGUUUGGAACUGCCCUAAUUGCUUCCAUUGUUCUUGUUUAUACUGCAAUUGUUGUUGCUCUGUCUUCUGGUAGAAGUGAAGAGGACAAUCGUGGAAGACGUGGAGGAAGGUCAUAUGAUUCAGGGUUCACUUUUUACAUGAAUCCCGGUGACCUCUUUUGGUACUGGGAUCCAUAUUACUAUAGGAGGCGACGAGUACAAACAGAACGAGUACAAACAGAUGAUAACAAGAUGAAUUUCGUUGAAUCCAUUUUCUCAUUUGUAUUUGGCGAUGGUGAUCCGAACCAAGGAAUCGAAGAAGAGAGAUGGAAGUUGAUCGGACAAUACAUAUCCUCUAAAGGUGGUGUUGUUGCAGCUGAAGAACUUGCUCCAUAUCUUGAAGAAUCUUCAGGGGAUACUCUGAAUGAUGAAACAUACAUUUUACCUGUUCUGUUAAGGUAUGAGGGUCAGCCUAUCAUAGAUGAAGAGGGAAACAUUCUGUACAAGUUUCCAUCUCUACAGCGCACAGCGUCUUCUCAGAGGAGUGGAAGGAAGGAAUAUGUGGGGAGAAGAUGGGCUGAUUUUGUUGGAGGUGUUGACAAAUUUUUCCAGGAGAAGAAGUGGCAAUUCAGUAACACUAGCAUUUCUGAGAGAGCAAUGGUUGCUGGACUUGGUGGACUAAAUUUAUUUGGGGUUAUCAUUCUUGGAACCAUCUUAAAGGAUACUACAACUGCACCAGCUGGUUUUAUUGAGUUUAUUAAUAGCAUAUUUCCACUACUUCAGAUUUAUGCUGGUUCUUUCUUUGCAAUUCCUUUGUUCCGGUGGUUCCUCCUGCUUAAGACAAACGCUGACAUAGAAAAAAGAAAUAAAGCAAGACAGCAGUUUGCUCGAUCCCUUGAAUUGCCGGAUAUCUCACUUAGAAGAAAGCUCCUCAGUGCUCGGGAAAUGGCCCAAAAAACAUUCAUAGGGCAGGAUAGAAUUGUAUAUAGCACGGACAAGGAUUUGGUUGAGCAAGACUAUGAAGCCCAAGAAUGGGAUAAGAGGUUUCGAGAAAUCGAAAAGUCAGAUUGAGAAGAGGCUACUGUUAAAUGGGAGAGCUACCAGUGGUCUUCCUCAAGAAUAUUAGAGCUUCAAGCUGUCGAUUGGCAAGCUUACGCACCCUCGGUGGUAUUAGCAUUUGUUUGAAAUGUAGAUUGACAUUCUGGAGUUCUGGUGGGGUGCAACUGGGAAGAAAGUAAGAAACCUUGUAAUAUGGAUCUCAGGUGGACAACAAAACUAUUUUACACACGAAAGAAUCUAUGGAUCAUGAGGCUCAUGUAUAUGUUUCGGCAUAUCCCCUUGUGUCUGGAAUUUGCAGAAUCGGACACAGGUAGCUUUCCGUGGCCGUGAAAGUCACCUGAGAGGGAAAAAGAGGGCCGAUACUAGCUUCUCACUUUGUUAACUUUGUCGAACGAACUAAUAGAAUACUGAGUGUUAGAAACAAGCCCAUCAUAGUUGAGAAUCUGCUGUUCAUCUCGGGAUUGUUUCUACUAAUACUGUUUUUUGGUUCA